AUUAGAGCGAGGAUGAAGAGUUUCCUUUUUUUGCUCCUUGUGGACCGUUGUCUGAUUCUCUAUCGUUUUCCAGACAAGAAAAAAAUAUAGAUUUAUAACUCUUCUGUUUUUUCGAUCACACAAAAGUUUUUAGAAGGGGGAUCAAUAAUGGAUUUUUUUAGAGAGAGAGAAAGAUGGGUAAUGGACGCCAGAGUGUUAGGCAUGCUCGACCUAUGGUUUGCCAUUUUCAAGUUGUUGAAAGAGCUUUCGGAGGUUCUACCAAAGGACUUUUCUACUGCGGAUUCAGCCCGCGAGGUAGUGAAGCUAAAAGCAUUCUUGAAGUUCGAGAAUACCUCACUGCUACUCGGUUGAUCGACAGCAAGCCAAGCAAGGGGCUGCUUGAGUUUUUACGGCUUCACUGUGAAGGUGAAACUCUGGCCGUAGCUGAUUCAAAGCUUGGAGAUGCAAUUAAGGAGAAACUGCAAAUUGACUCUGUGCACAAUAGCAAAAUCAUGGAAUUGAUGAGAGGCUUGAGGAACCAAUUGACGGAGCUCAUAAGUGAUGUAGGUUGUCAAGAUUUGGCUCUAAUGAGUUCCGGUUUAUCUCAGGGUCUUUUAAGAUACAAACUAAAAUUCAGCCCUAAAAAGGUCAUUAGGUUGUUGAAUGUUCUUGAUAAAAAGCUAAACGCUAGGACAAUGAGAGUUCGAGAGUUGUAUGGAUUGCAUUUUCCUGAGCUCACAAAAAUUGUACCAGACAAUAUUUUGUAUGCCAAAUCCGUCAAGUUGAUGGGUGACUGCACAAAUCCUGCAAAGUUAGACUUCUCUGGGAUUCUCCCCGAAGAGGUUGAGGCAGAAUUGAAAGAUGCAGCUAUGACUUCCAUGGGAACCAAAGUCAGUGACCUUGAUCUGGUUAAAAUUAAAAAUCAAUGUGAUCGGGUACUCUCUCUUUCAGAAUACAGAGCUGAGUCGUAUGAUUAUUUGAAGAUAAGGAUGAACACCAUUGCUCCGAACCUCACUGCUCUAGUGGGAGAACUUGUUGCUGCACGACUUAUUGCCCGUUGCGGCAGCUUGUUAAAUCUUGCGAAGCAGCCUGGAAGCACUAUUCAGAUUCUUGGUGCAGAAAAGACUCUCUCUAAGGCUCUGAAAACCCAACACGCGACUCCUAAAUAUGGGCUGAUAUACCAUGCACCAUUGGUUGAUCAGGCAUCACCAAAACACAAAGGUAAAAUUUCAAGGUCUCUUGCAGCCAAAUGUGCUUUGGCAAUUCGAUAUGAUGCUCUUGGAGAAGGCCAAGACUGUACUUUUGGUUUGGAGAAUCGGGCUAAGCUCGAAGCACGGUUGAGAAAUUUAGAAGCACAGGACUUGAGUCCUACGGGAGGAUCUGCUAAUAAGGGGAAGCCUAAGAUAGAGAUUUAUAACAAAGCUCUUAAUAAAUCUUCAGGGGCUUCAAUUACUCCUGCUGCCAAGGUUAACAAUCCUUCAGCGGAUUCUAUUCUUUGGGACUCCGACCUACAGAGAAAGACAGAUGUGGAAGCUUGUGUUGAAAAAACUCCCGCGAAAGAGGAGAAAAAUGAAGCCAUUGUUGCCUAGAAAUAUUUGUAGGCUUUGUUGUUGGGAAUGAUUUGUAGGUUGGUGCUUUUGGAAAACACCCUCUUUUCUUUAGUUAUAACUUAUAAGUACCUUUUAAAAAUUUUACACGAAAAAAGACUUAAUUGAUCUUAUUAAAGUGCAUCUCAGUUUUUUAGCUCCAUUUCUUGCUCUCUUUUUCUUCUUGAAUAAUCACUUAACUGUUUU
Messenger RNA from Cuscuta campestris, 1772 nucleotides. The record is from the annotation of a GenBank genome assembly. NCBI's taxonomy places the organism in Eukaryota, Viridiplantae, Streptophyta, Magnoliopsida, Solanales, Convolvulaceae.